Perkinsus marinus ATCC 50983 is the source of this 360-nucleotide messenger RNA. RefSeq lists its product as hypothetical. The record is from RefSeq and is a predicted model, not a curated record. The transcript has a single exon. The coding region runs from base 1 to 360 and encodes 119 amino acids. Lineage: Eukaryota; Perkinsozoa; Perkinsida; Perkinsidae.
AUGUCACCAAGCAAGUCGAACAACUUCUUCAGUAAGCUCGUGGAUUUAUCCCAGAGAAGUGAUACUCCUAUGAGUACUGAAAGUGGAAAAGAUGCUCAGACCGGCGACACCCAGGACAAGGUGGGUGAUAUUCAAAGUCAGAUCGAUGAGAUCAAGUCCAAUUUGAGUCGUUUGACUACGAUGGUUGAGGAGGUUCUCCAAGACCGUGGCUCUCGUCAUUGGGUACGUGAAGACUAUCGUGGACGUCCCUAUAAGAAGAGCUGGAGUAAAAGCUAUGGCUCUGAUGACGGUUGGCAUAAGAAGGGUGAUGAUGGUUGGAAUAAGCGCUACUCGAGUGGUAGCUCUGGCAGUCGUUGGUAA